Linum tenue is the source of this 312-nucleotide messenger RNA. NCBI's taxonomy places the organism in Eukaryota, Viridiplantae, Streptophyta, Magnoliopsida, Malpighiales, Linaceae. The record is from the annotation of a GenBank genome assembly.
AGAUCCAGCUGGAUUAACAUCCACGACCUCGAGAUCCGGGACCGGUGCCUCCGGGGGUUCGUGAUUGGGGGGAGAUCGGGCCGAAAUCGGAGGCGCUACAGAUCCGAAGAAUUCAGGUAUGAUCUGGAGAGCUACUCGUUGAAUUUCGAGGACGAUGCUCACCGCCGGGAGGACGAGUUGGCGCUCGGCGGAUUCGCGGCCAGGCUGCCGGCUACUCCCGAUAGGUAUUCGGCGGCGGUGGAAAGCUGGAACGGCAAGAGUUCGUCGGUGUUGGCAGGAGUUUGGAGGACGGAGAUUACUGCUUGGAGUUAG